Marchantia polymorpha subsp. ruderalis is the source of this 3368-nucleotide messenger RNA. The record is from the annotation of a GenBank genome assembly. NCBI's taxonomy places the organism in Eukaryota, Viridiplantae, Streptophyta, Marchantiopsida, Marchantiales, Marchantiaceae.
ACGCCGGUGCUGCUCGGAUUUCCGAGACGAGACGAGACGAGACGAGCCGAGCGCUGUUCGAGAGCAGAGCGAAGCCACGUACCCCAGCGCUCUCUCACGCCCACGCUAAAGCUAUAGCGAGCGAGCGAGCGAGCGAGCACAGUCGGUGCGGCUGCAGCGUUCAAUCCGAUCAGAUGCGAGCACACAGACGACACUGAGAAGGAGUGAGCUCGAGAGACGAGACAGAGAGCAGGCGAUCGAGUCUCGGCCGGAGAGACGGAGAGUGGCAGCCAAGACUCUCUGAGCGAGUGAGUGAGAGAGAGAGGCGAACUAGACUUCGCUGGUGCUGUCUGUGCUGCGGAGGUAGGGAGCGAGGGAGUGUGAUCGAUUCGUGACGUGCGGGGCGAGAGGCGAGCAAAUCGCGAGAGAUUUGCAGCUUGCGGUGCGAGCAGCAGCGGCGGCACCGGCAGCAGUUGCAGCAGCAGCAGCAGCAGCAGCAGCAGCAGGAGCAGCCGGGUAGGUUACGAGUGUGCGUCUCGAUCGAACGAACCAACGGGGAGGAGACCCGGAGAUCGAACGAAGCCGGACGUACGGGAAGUACAUUCGCCCCGCGAGUCGAGCGAGCGGAGGGCGGGACGCAAGUACGAGCGAGCGAGUGGCGUCAAGGCGAUGGAGGGAGCGUAAAUGAGUUGGAUGCUGCUGUACAGGAGGGUGCGCCAGAGCGAGCAGGCCAGGAAUUACAAGCGGCAACCACAAUGGUAAGCGAUCAAUAGCAGCAGCUCCCCUCCCCCUCUCGGGACGAGCUCGUCGACCCCACCCACCUCUCAGCGCACAAGCGGCCGAGGGCGUCGAGCGAGCCAUUAAAAGAGGCUAGUGCUGUAGUCAGUCAGGCAAGCAAGCAGGCAGGCAGACCCCGAGGCAGACCCAGAGGUCGCAGGGCGCAAGGCGAGGAGGAUUGAUGGAUAUACCAGGCCUUCACGACAUGGAUAGGUACGAGCUCGUACGCGAUAUCGGGUCGGGCAAUUUUGGCGUAGCUCGACUCAUGCGCGAUAAGAAGACCAGGGAGUUGGUCGCUGUAAAGUACAUCGAGCGCGGCGAAAAGAUCGACGAGAACGUGCAGAGGGAGAUUAUUAAUCAUCGCUCUCUCCGACAUCCGAACAUCGUCCGCUUCAAGGAGGUCAUGGUCACCCCGACGCAUUUAGCUAUCGUCAUGGAGUACGCCGCAGGUGGCGAGCUCUUUGAGCGCAUCUGCAAUGCUGGUCGCUUUAGUGAGGAUGAGGCAAGAUUCUUCUUUCAGCAGCUUAUAUCUGGAGUCAGCUACUGUCACUCAAUGCAAAUUUGUCAUCGAGAUCUGAAGCUGGAGAACACUCUUUUAGAUGGCAGUCCUGCACCACGUUUGAAGAUUUGCGACUUCGGGUAUUCAAAGUCAUCUAUUCUCCAUUCUCAACCGAAGUCCACCGUCGGUACACCUGCGUACAUAGCUCCGGAGGUGCUGUCGAAAAAGGAGUACGAUGGGAAGAUUGCAGAUGUUUGGUCGUGUGGUGUGACUCUUUACGUGAUGUUGGUGGGAGCCUACCCCUUCGAAGAUCCUGAAGAUCCUAGGAAUUUCAGGAAGACGAUUGGGCGGAUCUUGAGUGUACAAUACACAAUCCCUGAUUACGUGCACAUAUCGAACGAAUGCCGGCAACUACUGAAACAAAUCUUCGUGGCAAAUCCAGCCAAGAGAAUCAGCAUAUCCGAGAUCAAAAAUCACGAAUGGUUUUUGAAAAACCUGCCAGCAGACUUGAUAGACGGGUCCAAUCUGAGCUACGUGUUCGAAGAUCCGAACCACCCGCCGCAAAGCAUAGAAGAGAUCCACAGGAUCAUCAACGAAGCGAGAACAUGCGGAGCAGGGUCGGGAAUGGGAUCAUUUCUCGGCGACUCGGGGUUGGAUGGCGACGAUAUGGAUCUGGAGAACGACGCGGAUCCCGAUGUAGACAGCAGUGGAGAAUUUGUUUGUACCAUGUAGAUCAUCUUGCAAUUUGGCGUUCUGUUUGCGGUGAUGCAUGGGUUCUACUCAAACCGAGCAGGUGUUGUGCCGCUGUGAGGCUUUAUCUAGACACUAGUCUAAUGUCAUCUGCUAACGAGUGAUAUAAUGCAGCCAUAAUCACCUUGUGCGCUGAUUAAGUGCAGGACGAGUGACAGACCCAGUGGCUUGUAUCCUUAUGAACCUCCUGAUCUCCACUGCCGUGCUGAUGGGGUGGGCUUUACAGACAUCUUCCUGUGUCAGCGCCGCCAGCUGUUCUCCGUCAUGGGCAGAUCACUGCGUGCGUGCACGGUUUCCCAGCAGGAAGUUUGUGGGGUCAUCAUGGUCGCUGCAGUUCUGUGCGCACCCAAGUUAUUAUAUCCCAGCUGCCGAUGCUGCUAUACAUAGGAAGGGCUUUCUCGCAGCCCUGCCAUCGGCCACCGGCCUGUCUGGGCUCUUGAACUCUGCCUUGAUGCAGUAGUCAGGGCAUUCAGUGUUUUCCCGACCUUAAUGGAUUGAGUCUAGCAACUCCAAUGAUAGGCCCCUGUAAUGUGCGGAGGUUGUUGCAAGCAUCUCGUGUACACAAUAUUUUAACCAAAGUUUUCUUGCGGUUCGAGCUUCUCUAGGUGCGCGAGCCUUUAAUUUGCCUUUCGUUGUACAGACGGUGCCCCGGACAGAUCGGAACAACGACGGAUUUUUAUCUUGUGUGACCACUUUACUAUUGUAUUGCAGUAUUUUGUUUUCUCACCGAUGCCAGCCAGGGCAGCACGAUGGGUCUGAUUGCUUGGAAUCCAUUACUCCUCGAUUAUAAUUCUUCGGUCUCUCUAUCUAUCUCUCUCGAGCCAGGACGGCGUUGCUGUGGUCGACACUGACGACAAUCUCGUAUCGAAUACGAAGCCAUCUCGACAUGAAUGUGUCGACGAAGUUGUGCUCUUUCUGCUCUUCGAUGGACGUAUGCUAUGAGCUGAUAUGUCGCAACAGAGCGAGUGAUGAUGUGUUAAAUAUUAUGGUGAUUGAAUUCUCACUGAAUUCGCUGGUGACAGUCCACCCUUCAGUGCAAUCCGAAAUGCUAUGUAUGCAGAAGACACGGUGAAUGAAGUGAGGUGAGAUUUGAGGCGCAAUGGUCAACCAUCUGCUGAAGUCUUACGACGAGUGACCUUUUACAUAUUAUCAUAUCAUCAUAUUUGAGGAAAUCAUUAUGUUUGGAAGCAACAUCUAGGCUCUCAGUGGUGAUGUUGCCCUUCUCUCCUGUAUUGUAUGCUAUUAGGCAAGGUUGAAAACAUUCACAACGUGAUGUGAGCAUAUCAGUCGCUGCUAUUGUGGUGAAUGACGCCCAAGCUGUGUCUAAUGCUUAUUUAACACUUUUUCUGUAUGUUUGCAAGUU